CCAUAGCGUUCUAUGGGGCAGCCCCACACUCACCCCACCCCCCCCAUCUUUCCAGCCCCUCCGUGUUCCGAUGCCCCCCCACAUCCAACAAGAACUCGAGCGCACGCGGCCGGAAGUGCUGGCGGAAGAGACGCAGCGCCGCUUCCUGCGCGAGCUUCAAGCCUGGCAGGAACCGGAAGUCACCCGGCAGCUGGAGGACUUCCGGACGAAGCGUUUGAUGGGCAUGACGCCGGGCGAAUCCGAGCUGGCCGAGCUGGAUGCCCUGCCGACACGUGACCCCGCUCGCGAGCGCCUAUUGGCUGAAGCUCUUUUGGGUCGCCUGGAGGAGAUGCACGCCUCCAUAUCUCCGGAUGAGGAGAAGAGCUCGGCGGUGGUGGCGGCCGUUGGUUCGUACCUGAAGCUGCUGGGGGUGAAACCGAAGGGAAACAACGAGGCCAAGAAACACAGGGGCCAUUUCUUCCGCAAGAAGCUGCCGGGGGGGAGAAAAGCAGAGGAGGCGAAGACCAAAAGGGGAUUCUCAUUGGCUGGGGCUGCGCUAUGGGGCAGAGAUGGUAAGAAACCCCAUAGAGACCCAUAGAGACACAUAGAG
Molecule: messenger RNA, 589 nt
Organism: Coturnix japonica (Japanese quail)
Lineage: Eukaryota; Metazoa; Chordata; Aves; Galliformes; Phasianidae
Source: RefSeq, a predicted model, not a curated record